AUGGUGAAAAUCCUAACAAAUGGGCUACGAGCCGUGGUCCCUACACCCUAUGCGCCAAUGUCAUCCAUGCCACUGAGGUGCCGGCUGAACGCAUCACCCAUGAAGACAAAGACAUCGGCUCCAAGGGCAUGAUGUACUACAUUAACGACGGCGUCUACGGCUCGUUCAACUGCAUCCUGUUCGACCACGUCCACCCCGUUGGUCAUCCACUACGUGCGAAGCCCGGCCGUGAGCCGAGGGUCAGCACCAUCUGGGGCCCAACCUGUGAUAGCCUCGAUAUGAUUGAGGACAAGAAAAUGAUGACCCCUGUUGGAGUCGGUGACUGGCUGGUCUACCCGGAAAUGGGUGCCUACACCUCGGCCGCUUCAACCACCUUCAACGGCUUCCAGCGCCCCAACAUGAUUUAUGCCAUCUCCCGCACUAACUGGGAAACCAUCGCUGACCUUCUC
This is a messenger RNA of Mesorhabditis spiculigera, 449 nucleotides long. The record is from the annotation of a GenBank genome assembly. NCBI's taxonomy places the organism in Eukaryota, Metazoa, Nematoda, Chromadorea, Rhabditida, Rhabditidae.